This is a messenger RNA of Anneissia japonica, 525 nucleotides long. RefSeq lists its product as uncharacterized. NCBI's taxonomy places the organism in Eukaryota, Metazoa, Echinodermata, Crinoidea, Comatulida, Comatulidae. The record is from RefSeq and is a predicted model, not a curated record. The transcript is spliced from 2 exons. The annotation marks the transcript as partial.
UAUCUGUUUUAAUAAAUUCUAUUUUUUCAAUAUUUAAAUAAUUAAAUCAAUAUUAUUCACAUUGUAGCUCGGCAUUGUUGCCUUUUCUGUGAAAAAAACAAAACAGGAAAUGCAAAUAAGAAGCCCAGUAGGGAAACCAAGAACACUUAGUUCCAUAGAAGAAUGCUAUCAGGUCUUUUUAGACAAUGGUGCUGACAAAACCACAGCCAAGAGUGUAUCAAUGAGUGUCAUUAGCAAUCCUCUUGUUGCAAUUGAGGUAGACCAUGUAUCUGUGCCAAGUCUGCACAUUUCUUUGGGGGUCUUUAAAAAGCUGUUCGACAUGUAUGAGUCCGAAGCUCAUGAAAUAGACUGUCAUAUGUAUGAAUGCAGAAAAAAAACCUCAGACGAGGAUGACAAGUUUGGAAGCUCUGUCUUCAAAAAGCUUAUCCAAAACAACAUCAAAACACAAUUAGAAUGCAAAAACAAAAUUGAAAAGAAAGAACAGAGGCUGGCAGAAGCAGAAGAAGAAAUGCCUCUCAUUUAUCU